AGAUCUCCGCGUGACCACCCACCGCCGCCCCCUCCGCUCCCCCGACUCCGCCUCGUUCGACUUCAAGCGCUCAUGGUCGACAAGGCCGCCGCCGUCAACCGCGCCCCUCGACGCCGCCGCCCCCUCCCCACCCGGAGGCGCAUCCACGAGUCCAUGCGCUACUCCCUCCUCGGCGGCAAGCGCGUCCGCCCCGUCCUAUGCCUCGCAGCCUGCGAGCUUGUGGCGCGACGACUCCUCGCCCUCCCGCCGCCUGCCGCCCCGUCGAGCGAUGAUCCCACCAUGUCCCUCAUCCACGACGACCUCCCUGCAUGGACGAUCGACGACCUCCGCGCGGACAGCCCACCAACCACGUCGUCUACGGCGAGUACCAUCGCCGUCCUCGCCGGCGACGCCCUCCUCGCCCUCUCUUUCCAAACCCUAGCCGUCCACCCCCGCCGUCCCCCGGCCAAUCUCGUCCGCGCCGUCAACGAGCUCGCCCGCUGCACCGGCGCCGAAGGCCUCGUCGCGGCCAGGUCGUCGACAUCAGUCCACGCGGCCUCGAGGAACCCGUCUAGCAUCGAUAGGCUCGAGUACAUCCACCUCCACAAGACAGCCCUUCUCGAAGCCUCGGUCGUCAUCGGGGCCAUCGUCGUGUGGGACGACGACCCAGGCGUUGAAAAGCUGAGGCGGUACGCCAAGUGCGUCGGCUUGCUGUUCCAGGUGGUGGACGACAUCCUCGAUGUGACGAAAUCGUCGCAGGAGUUGGGGAAGACGGCGGGGAAAGACCUGGCCAGCGAUAAGACCACGUAUCCGAAGCUUUUGGGUCUGGACAAGUCGAGGGAGUUCGCGGAGGAGCUGCUGAGGGAUGCGAAGGAGCAGCUUGCUGAGUUUGAGGAGGAAAAGGCUGCGCCGUUGCUGCACUUGGCAAACUACAUUGCUUAUCGACAGCAGUAGGCAGGCAGGAUCAAAAAACAGGUUUAACUCCUCUGCUGUUGUCGUCGUCGUCGUGGUGGUUACUUCAUUACAUUGUUUGUUGUUAUUUUAUACGGUCUAAUCUAAUGUGUUCUGUGAUAGAUGGUGGUUUCAGGAUUAAUGUUGUUGUUGUUGAUUAGCAUAAAAAGUGUAAUGUAAUGAGCAGUUUGUCGGAUAUGUUUCAACGUCUACCCAUAUUAAGAAUCAUAUAGUUUUGGGUACUA
Messenger RNA from Asparagus officinalis (garden asparagus), 1175 nucleotides. Its product is annotated as geranylgeranyl pyrophosphate synthase, chloroplastic-like. Gene Ontology annotation, biological process: isoprenoid biosynthetic process. The record is from RefSeq and is a predicted model, not a curated record. Gene Ontology annotation, molecular function: geranylgeranyl diphosphate synthase activity. NCBI's taxonomy places the organism in Eukaryota, Viridiplantae, Streptophyta, Magnoliopsida, Asparagales, Asparagaceae.